AAUCAAAUAACAGAGUUAAAGCUUUAACCCCGUCUAGCUGUUCGACAUGUGAAUUAAUAUAAGAAGAAAUUUAUUCGAUAAUAUUUAUUAGAAUUUCUUUUAUCAUUAUAUUAUUCAGAAUUGAUAUCAGUCUAAUUUUAUUUGUAUUAUCGAUUAAAAUGUGUUUUGGUAGUUGACAAAAAAUAUUUUUUUGUGUGAUUUAAGGUUAAGAUACAUAAAAUGUUGUUAAUACAUUGUCGACGUUUAACAAGUAGUUAUGGUAUCAGAAAAAUAUCUACGAACGUAUCCAAAAAUUUAAUGAAAGAACAUUAUAAUCCUGAACAGAAACGAAAAUUUCGAUCAACGGCACUUUAUAUGACUGGUUUGGGUAUACUUGUAGCCGGGCUUAGUUAUGCAGCAGUACCAUUAUACAGAAUAUUUUGUCAGGCAUACAGUUAUGGAGGAACUGUAGUUGGUCAUGACGAUAGCAAGGUAGAAUCAAUGAAACCUAUUAAAGAAAGAAAAAUAAAAGUACAGUUCAGUGCUGAUGUAGGUGCAUCAAUGGCAUGGAAUUUUAAACCUUUACAACGUGAGAUAACUGUAAUCCCUGGAGAGACUGCAUUGGCAUUUUACACUGCUAAAAAUCCAACAGAUAAACCUGUUAUAGGUAUUUCUACGUAUAAUGUACUUCCAUUUGAGGUAGGACAAUAUUUCAAUAAAAUUCAAUGCUUUUGCUUUGAAGAGCAAUUAUUGAAUCCACACGAACAGGUCGAUAUGCCAGUAUUUUUUUAUAUUGAUCCAGAGUUCAAUGAAGAUCCUAAAAUGGAGUUUAUCAAUGAUAUAGCAUUGUCAUACACAUUUUUUGAAUCAAAAGAGGAUCUCAAACUUCCUUUGCCUAGUUAUAUUAAAAAACACGUAACAUCGAAAUGAAACACAAAUUUCUCCUUUAUAACUUUCAUAUUGUACAAAAAAAUAUAGUGGAUUCUUUAAAUGAA
This is a messenger RNA of Vespula pensylvanica (western yellowjacket), 974 nucleotides long. It is a transcript of the gene Cox11, whose product is annotated as cytochrome c oxidase assembly protein COX11, mitochondrial. The transcript has 3 exons. Bases 220 to 909 code for a protein of 229 amino acids. The record is from RefSeq and is a predicted model, not a curated record. Gene Ontology annotation, cellular component: mitochondrial inner membrane. Gene Ontology annotation, molecular function: copper ion binding. NCBI's taxonomy places the organism in Eukaryota, Metazoa, Arthropoda, Insecta, Hymenoptera, Vespidae.